UUCGCGUCCCCGAGGCACUUCCGGCACUCGCGGAACUUUGGUGCAGCCGGACACGCAGGCGCGCAAGGCGGCAGGACUUGUUUCCGGCCGUGUUGGUGGUCUGCGUUGAGGUCCGUGGCAAAAGGAAGAUGGAGACAAUUCUGGAGCAGCAGCGGCGAUAUCAUGAGGAGAAGGAACGGCUUAUGGACGUCAUGGCCAAAGAGAUGCUCACAAAGAAGUCCACGCUACGGGACCAGAUCAAUUCUGACCAUCGCACUCGGGCCAUGCAAGAUAGGUACAUGGAGGUCAGUGGGAACCUGAGAGAUUUAUAUGACGAUAAGGAUGGGUUACGGAAGGAGGAGCUCAAUGCUAUUUCAGGACCCAAUGAGUUUGCUGAAUUCUAUAACAGACUCAAACAAAUAAAGGAAUUCCACCGGAAGCACCCAAAUGAGAUCUGUGUGCCAAUGUCGGUGGAAUUUGAGGAGCUCCUGAAGGCUCGAGAGAAUCCAAGUGAAGAGGCACAAAAUUUGGUGGAGUUCACAGAUGAAGAGGGGUAUGGUCGUUACCUCGAUCUCCAUGACUGUUACCUCAAGUACAUUAACCUGAAGGCAUCUGAGAAGCUGGAUUAUAUCACGUACCUGUCCAUCUUUGACCAGUUAUUUGACAUUCCUAAAGAAAGAAAGAAUGCAGAAUAUAAAAGAUACCUAGAGAUGCUGCUUGAGUACCUUCAGGAUUACACAGAUAGGGUGAAGCCUCUGCAAGAUCAAAAUGAACUUUUUGGGAAGAUUCAGACUGAAUUUGAGAAGAAGUGGGACAAUGGUACCUUCCCUGGAUGGCCGAAAGAGACAAGCAGUGCCCUGACUCAUGCUGGCGCCCAUCUUGACCUCUCUGCAUUUUCUUCCUGGGAGGAGUUGGCUUCCCUUGGACUGGACAGAUUGAAAUCUGCACUGUUAGCUUUAGGCUUGAAAUGUGGCGGGACCCUAGAGGAGCGAGCCCAGAGACUCUUCAGUACCAAAGGAAAGUCCUUGGAGUCACUUGACACCUCUCUGUUUGCCAAAAAUCCCAAGUCAAAGGGCACCAAGCGAGACACUGAGAGGAACAAAGACAUUGCUUUCCUAGAAGCCCAGAUCUAUGAAUAUGUAGAGAUUCUUGGGGAACAGCGACAUCUCACUCAUGAAAAUGUACAACGCAAGCAAGCAAGGACAGGAGAAGAGCGAGAAGAGGAGGAGGAAGAGCAGAUCAGUGAGAGUGAAAGUGAAGAUGAAGAGAAUGAGAUUAUUUACAACCCCAAAAACCUACCUCUUGGCUGGGAUGGCAAACCCAUUCCCUACUGGCUGUAUAAGCUUCACGGCCUAAAUAUCAACUACAACUGUGAGAUUUGUGGAAACUACACCUAUCGAGGGCCCAAGGCCUUCCAGCGGCACUUUGCUGAAUGGCGUCAUGCUCAUGGUAUGAGGUGUUUGGGCAUCCCAAACACUGCCCACUUUGCUAAUGUGACACAGAUUGAAGAUGCUGUCUCCUUGUGGGCCAAGUUGAAAUUGCAGAAGGCCUCAGAGCGAUGGCAGCCUGACACUGAGGAAGAAUAUGAAGACUCCAGUGGGAAUGUUGUGAAUAAGAAGACAUACGAGGAUCUGAAAAGACAAGGACUGCUCUAGUGUUCAGGGAUGUAGCUCAGCUUGGAGGCUUACCUAAGCUUCCCUGAGAACUUUUCUAUUUCUUCCACCCAAAUGCUCAAAGACAUUUACUAUGUAGUCUUAUGGUCUAGUAUGCAUCUUGUAGAAACAAGGCAUGCUAAUAGAUUGUGGGAUUGAAAUGUGUUUUAUCUUUGUUUUAUAUUGAAAAGAAUUCUUCUGGAAAAUAAAACCCACCCUUGUU
This is a messenger RNA of Nycticebus coucang (slow loris), 1854 nucleotides long. It is a transcript of the gene SF3A3, whose product is annotated as splicing factor 3a subunit 3. The record is from RefSeq and is a predicted model, not a curated record. Gene Ontology annotation, biological process: mRNA splicing, via spliceosome. Gene Ontology annotation, cellular component: nucleus; spliceosomal complex. Gene Ontology annotation, molecular function: zinc ion binding; RNA binding. The coding region runs from base 129 to 1634 and encodes 501 amino acids. NCBI's taxonomy places the organism in Eukaryota, Metazoa, Chordata, Mammalia, Primates, Lorisidae. The transcript has 17 exons.